AUGAAGAGAAGCUAUAAUUUAACGCCUACAAACAUUGCUAGAUCAGACACAUGCCCUCCGUCAGUUACGCCAAGACAUGCGUGUUCACCAGAAGUUGCUAGAAAUAUCAUUAAGCUGUCUAAAAUUGUUUAUAACAACAAACACCCAGUGUCAAAAAUCAAAGUAUUAGAAAAGCAAGCUAUCCGAGGAGAAUUUGAGCCAGCUCUAUCAGUUACUCCUAAUUCGCCCCUCCGUGAGUAAACAAAAAAAUUUUGUUCGUUUUUAUAAUUUUAUAUAAAUUUUUUUUAAAAUUAAAAAAUUAAUUAGAAAGCAAAUAUUAAUUAAUUCGUAAAUUUAUGUUUUAAAAAUAAAAACUGUUUAAAUUAAACAGAACUGGUCGAGAUUUCAUCGUAAAAUCAUCACUUAUAUAUAAUUAUUUUUUUUUAUAAAAAAUUGUUAUAUUAAUAAAAUUUUCACUCACUAGUGUGGGUUUUACCAAAAAUAGGUUUUUUCCAAAAGUUUUACUUGCUCACGGAGGGGGGAGUAAGCAAAAGCAGGCUUUUUCUUUUAAACUUAGCCCAAGACUCGUAAAAAGCCCUAUCAAAAAUCCUGAUUUGUCUAAUUUUCCCAAACUUCCUUUUGGCAAACACUCAAGCUGCAAUGCUGACCAAGAACUUUCCUUUGAAAAAAUAAAAGCGAAAACUCCAAAGCCCGAUUUCAACAAUAAAUUUUCCUUUGGGCAUGAUCAAAAAAGCCCAUCAUCCAAAUUCUUAAAUUUAAACUCGUCAAACUACCAAGUUUAUGACACAAAAGCAGGAGUAUUGGUAUGCUUAAAAGAGAAAGAAGUCAUAAAUUCAUAUGAAAAAGAAAAAAAUAAGUGAGCAGCGAUGCUGAAAAUGUAUCAAACUUUUAGGGACAUUGAAGAAGAAAAAAGGUGGAGAAAAAAGAUUAAAGAAGUCCUAAACCGAGGCAAAAAAUUCGAAAUGCAAGAAUAUGCACCGCAGAUUUUCACAGAAGAAGAUCUGGAGUCAGAAGAAACCGGAGACAACACAAAAAAUGUUGCAAGACAUCUGAAAUAUUUACAAAACGAUUUAUAA
Molecule: messenger RNA, 1076 nt
Organism: Blepharisma stoltei
Lineage: Eukaryota; Ciliophora; Heterotrichea; Heterotrichida; Blepharismidae
Source: the annotation of a GenBank genome assembly